AUGUCUUCCGCCAACGAGCAGAGUGGCGGUGGAGAACCACCUAAGAAACUUGAUGAAUCGACAGACGGUACUGAACCACAAAAGAAUGAUGAUGAGAAAGAAACGCUCCCAGAGACAGCGCGACGUGGUAAUACCCGAUGAGCAAAAGAAUGAAGAUGCUAAAAAGAAAUCCAAUACAGAUAGGAAAGAGGUACCCUCUAAGGAACAGGAGCCCUAUAAAAAACACCCGACGAAAGUGAACGGUUCCGCCGAGACAAGAACAAGAAAGAGAGAGGAGAUAAGAUAUAUGACAGAUCACUACAAUAGGUACUGGUAA
Molecule: messenger RNA, 316 nt
Organism: Hymenoscyphus albidus
Lineage: Eukaryota; Fungi; Ascomycota; Leotiomycetes; Helotiales; Helotiaceae
Source: the annotation of a GenBank genome assembly